CAUUAUCGAAAUUACUGUUCAGCGAAUUCACGUCAAAUCCACAAAGAUCUGCGAUAUAAAACUGGAAGCCACUCAAUGAACAAAAUGGAUUUAAAAAGUGUACUUUUUAGGAAAAUCGAUUUUAUUUUGUUAGGUAUAUAUAGUUUUCUUAUAUGCAAAUCGACCGAAUCUAUAGUCUUUCAUAAAUUGGUUGAUACUUAUACAGAUUCUUACGAUAUUACACUGGUAUGCAAAUUAAAUGAAAAUUUCACUUAUUUAUAUUCAUACGAUAACAUAUUUUCAAUUAUUUACGAAGGAAAUUAUGUAUACUGCAAUAAUGCAGAAAUACAUUCUCGAACUAAUGCCCUAAGCUUGCCAAUAUAUUUUGAUGGACGAGUUCUGAAAUCAGGAAAAAAAAGUCUUGAGUUUAUUGUCGAUUCUUUUUAUCCAAAUAGUAUAUAUUCAAAAAAUCAUGUGGAAUACGAUUCGAAAUACUACACCAUCUCAAAUAGUUAUGAAAAUUAUCACUAUGGAUACAGAAAAAUAUUUGUACAAGGUAAUUCAUUAAUGAUUAAAAGCUAUGAACAUGACAAAUCAUUUAACAUUGAUUGGAUUCAAGAUGAAACUGCGACAGGAUGUAUAUCAAUGACGUAUUUCAAAGUAAUAUCUAGAUAUGACUCAUCAGCAAUCUGGCUUUUAAGAAUAUAUGGGGAUUAUGAAUUAUUAGAAGAAUAUAAGCUAGAAGACACAGAUAAUGAAUUUAAAACAUUGAUAAUGAAAUUUAAUAGAUCAUUUGAAAAAAAUAAAAAGUAUUAUUUAACUAUUAACAAAUAUAAUUACGAUGAUUAUUCAGUAUUUGGCCUAAAACGAAUAGCUCAAUGUACAGAUUCUGGUAAAGUAGAAGAUGUUUAUGAAAUAAACAAUACAGAAAAGGUUAGCCUAACUCCUACAAUGUAUAUAUAUCCAAGUAAAACUCAGAUAAUGACUGCGAAUACCAAUUCAUCUAUAGAAUGCAGUAAAAAUAAAUAUGGAGCUGAUUGUUCUGCCAGGUGUUCACAAAAGAAGACUUUUUGUAAGAAUAUGUUGUUUUGCACAUAUAGUUAUGGAUGUUCCUGUGCAGCUGGAUACACUGGACCUUUAUGCAAUCAAGAAUGUUCUAAAGGAACUUACGGUCGCAGAUGUCAAAAAAUAUGUUCCGAAAAUUGUAAAACUCACUGCGAUAAUAUCUUAGGAACUUGUAAAGGAGGAUGUAAAAAUAAUUUCAUUUUACCAUAUUGUAUUGAAAAAUAUCCAGUUCUAAUCGAACCACCUAAAUUGGAAUUUUCAGAUUUUCAUUCAAUAAAUUUAAUUUUAAAUUUAACAAAUGAAAAUAUAUUUGGAAGCAAAAGUAAUAUUCCAUCAUUUUAUCAGAUUGUUUACAAGCCAACUUCAAGUGAAUUAGAUUUUCAGUAUUUACCAAUAACAGAUAUAGAUGAAGAAGCUUUUUUUCUUAAAAACAAAAUAAGCAAUUUAGAAGCAGGAACAAUGUAUACGGUUGGUGUAAUAUUGAUUACAAAAGACGGAAACUCAAAUAAAGAUGAUAUAAACACUGCUAACUAUUUCACACAAUGCUUUAAUCCAAAAAAAAUUAACUACGGAAUGAAACUUACUCCAGGAACCGACAAUAUCACCGUUACUUGGGAAAAAUUGAGAAAAAAUGAUGUCAACGAGUGCAAUAUCACAUCAUUUAUUUUAAAAUUAAUGUCUAAUUUAACACGGAACGAAAAUUCGGUAUUUCAAGAGGAGAUACUAAUUAAGGAUAAUGAACACGUUUUUAAUAAUUUAAUACCAUCUCAUACAUAUGCUGUACAAUUAAUAGGACAAACGAUUUUGGGUACAAUAAAUGUUUCAGAUGUAAAAUAUGCGACUACAGAAACUUUUGAAUUGAUUGAUAUUGAAGACAUUUCAGUGUUGUUCGGUCAAAACUCUGAGAGUUCCUUACUUUUAUCGUGGAAACUAGGCGAACUAAUAAAUUCAGAAAUAAGUUAUAAAAUUAAAUACAAGGUAAAUCGGCAUUUCAGUUGUUCAUAUAAUAUUAUAAACAAUGACUGGAAAGAAAUUAUAGUACACAAUGUUACUGAAUACUAUUUGUUCGGUCUUAUACCAAAUUCCCAAUACAUCAUCAAAGUGGAGCCUAUUACAAAUGGUUAUAAUUAUAGUGAAAAUGAAAACAUUAUAUACGCGAUGACUGCGCCAUCAACACCACGAACUUCUCCUGUGUUAGACAAUAAUGGUACAUUUUAUGUGAGUAACCAAACGGCAACAAUAAAAUGGCUAGUAGAUAAAAAGCAAUGUGUCAAGUUGAAUGGUUUUCAAACAGGCUUUUAUUACAAAUUAAAGAAUUUAGCACAAGGAACUGUAAUAGAAAAUGACACUGAAGAUACUUCGAUAGAAUUUAAUAAUUUAAUGCCGAAUACAUCAUAUGUUCUAGAAGUUUAUAUAAACACAAAUAAAGGAUAUAAUGAAAACUUUGUGUUAAAAGUACCCUUUCAAACAAAAUCGAAGUUUUUACCUGCAAUAGAAAAUUUAUCAGUUUACAAGAAAAAUUCAAAAACAAAAACUAUAGGUUUAAGAUGGAGUUACGAUAACAAGUCUGAUAUAAAUGGUUUUAUAAUUCAUUUAACAUCGUCUAAUUAUAAAGUUAAUUCUAAACAAAUGACAAUCGAAGUUCCUUCGAGAUGUACUGCAUGGCCAGAUAUGUAUUGUGAAACUAUAGAUAAUUUAACACCAAGCACUCAGUACACUAUUAAAAUAAAAGCCAAAUCAUUAGAUUAUCCUAAUGGUGGAUUAGUGGCAUCAGAAGACUUCAAUACUGUCGAUGGAAUUCCAGAUGAACCUGGAAAUUUGACGAUUACUUAUGUCGGCACCAACAACAUUUCCCUAGAAUGGAACAUCCCUUGGAUGUUUAACGGUGCACUUAAUUCGUUUAUAAUAAACGCAGAAGAAGUUUCUGCAAUAGAUAUUGAUUCAUGUUGUACUAGUUAUCCGCCUAUUGAACUAUUAGUUACGGAAGAAAAGCCGACUUAUACUUAUACGCUAGAUAACUUGAAGCCUGGUUCCACUUAUGCAAUCGGUGUGCUGUCAAAAACUUCAUGGUAUAGCCAAGCUAAAAGAAUUCACGUUACAACACUGAUUGAUUAAAAAUAUCGAGUCAUUUACCAAGUGUUCAUGAUAAUUUAAUAUAGAAUUAAUAACUCGUUUUUAAUAGAAACGUGACUUAUCAUAUUCAUUUUUGUACUUAUAAUAGACAAAAUAAAAGUUUAUAAUAAUUGUUUAUUAAUA
Daktulosphaira vitifoliae (grape phylloxera) is the source of this 3300-nucleotide messenger RNA. RefSeq lists its product as uncharacterized. NCBI's taxonomy places the organism in Eukaryota, Metazoa, Arthropoda, Insecta, Hemiptera, Phylloxeridae. Gene Ontology annotation, molecular function: protein binding. The transcript is spliced from 23 exons. The record is from RefSeq and is a predicted model, not a curated record. The coding region runs from base 76 to 3159 and encodes 1027 amino acids.